Messenger RNA from Populus trichocarpa (black cottonwood), 1476 nucleotides. Its product is annotated as G-box-binding factor 1. NCBI's taxonomy places the organism in Eukaryota, Viridiplantae, Streptophyta, Magnoliopsida, Malpighiales, Salicaceae. The transcript has 3 exons. Bases 763 to 1236 code for a protein of 157 amino acids. The record is from RefSeq and is a predicted model, not a curated record.
GAAACCAUUCUUAGUUUAAUUUUGAAUGAAAUAGUCUAACAAUGAGAUGAUUUAUCCAUGAAUAAUUUCUAACAUGUAUACAUAAUACACACUCAUGAACGUGUAGAUUCAUAUGGUUCAACCAUUUAGGGGUUUCCGUUAAGGACCAUGUUUAAGUGUGUGUUUGUUAAUGCGGUGCACCGUUAACGGCCUAAAUGGUCUGAACGUGGUGGUUGUCGACGAAUGAAUAGGCGUGUCUUGUAGCUGGAGAUGCUUCCACCCAUGUUUUCAGCAUAAAAUGCUUGAUCUUCUUUAGACUUCUCUUCGAAUUUAAGUGAUCUUUUUGUGGUGGUUUAGUUGCGUCAGUCUAUGACAAAGGAGAAACGAUUAAAUUGCUUUCUCUUGAUGGUGUUCGAGUCAACCGCGUUGGAACUUCACUUAAUAUACAGGGGACUUCGUUUCAUAUCCCUAUCAUCAUCUACACAUUCCUUUUGUUUAUAGGAACACUACUGGUCACAUGGCUGUUCUGUAUGUUUUAUCAUGGAUGGGCUUAGGGUGGAUGUCAUCUUCUAUGCUAUCUUGUAAAACUAUUGGCUCCUCGUCUCAUCUUGUUCUCAGCUUCAAGCAGGGUGGAGUGGAUUUGGGUCCCAGAGCCCUGUCCCUGCAAGAGUUGCAGGCCUGCUGUAUAAAAUCCAUGCACCACUGGCAGAUUAUUGACCUCGUUAUCAGUCAAAAUCUCUUGCCUCGCUUAUUUCAAUUAGUAUCUAAACUUUCUUCUUUCAUAUGUCACAUCAUGUGGAUGUCAGGCACAUGAAAAAAUUCCAGACCCAAGGGGGAGGUGGCUUUUUAUGUUGGCUUCUUACGUUAUCUGCUAACAAUGUUCAGUACAGGUUUUACAUUUCACCGGUACUUCCCGCUUCUUAUAUACAAUAUGGCCUAAGACGGGUAGUAAACAUGAAAUUAUGUGAAACCAAUAAUCGAGAAUGUGAAAAUUUACAAGUAAUGGCUGUGAGAUUGAGAACUGAGUGGUCUAAACUUAAAGCUGAGAUGGAAAAUCUUCUUAAGAAAUGUGAAAGAGUUAAAGAUGAAAACAAAUCCAUUAUGGAGGCGCUAACCAAGAUAUAUGGGCGAGACGCAAUCUCAGAUCUUAUAGCCAUGGAAUCCGAUGCUGAAACUGAAAGCGAUGACGAGGAAACCACUUUAAGUGAACAGAACCAAACUGCUGACUCUCGUAUGUUACUUGAAGUCAGGAGAUAAUUGUUUCUGUUGAGGCAAAUCAGAUCUUUGCUGAAGAUUCAGGCAUUCAGAAUAAAUUCUGUAGAUUUGAAACUUAAUCCACUCAAUUUGCUUUAAAUUUACUAUUUUGUGGGUUAUAUGGCUGUAAGAAUAGAUACAACAUGUACUGAAGCUUGUCUCAAGAAGAUUUGAGGAUGGGAUUGGAUAUAAGGUUAUGGUUUUUAUUACUUAUAUACUAAAAUGUGUGGGAUUUUCACUGUA